Molecule: messenger RNA, 2556 nt
Organism: Klebsormidium nitens
Lineage: Eukaryota; Viridiplantae; Streptophyta; Klebsormidiophyceae; Klebsormidiales; Klebsormidiaceae
Source: the annotation of a GenBank genome assembly
AUGGCGCCCACUAACAGAGCCUUCGUUUUGGUCGCCCUCUGCGUGCUGAGCCCGACUCUGACCAGGGUGUCCAAUGCGGCGACCACGAACCCGUUCAUCAUUGGGGGGGGGUCAACCACCCCCAGUACUUCGGGGGGGACAACCACGACUGCCCCCACAACCGCAAGCACAACGUCUCUGAGCACAAACCCCACGGACCCAAUCUCAACGUCCAAGCCCAAUACGCUUUUCACAUCGGUGACGCAUCCCGUCACGCCAAAGAACCUGGAUGCCGCGCUGUUGAAGAAGCCCAUCCCCACAAAUGAAUUCUGGACGAGCCUGGUGUUUGGGUCGGGAACGGGGAACGUGUAUGUGAAUCCAUAUGUGGUCUGGCCCAACACUGUGGCGCCUUUUGGGCUGAGCAUCAGUCAUGCGGAUGAGCCCACGGUCAACAUGUUCACUGCAAAGGCAGCCAGCGACAGGGCUAUGAGCUACACGACCGCGAAGCAGGCCGACAUGGGUUUCUCUUCGGCCGAGACCGGGCUGGGUUACACCGUGACGGCCUUCGACGAGUUUUCGGCCACACUCGUCUACAAGGCCUCGGGGGGCACCUCCUCGCUGACGUUCCCCCUCGUCAAGGGCAUGGCUUACGUCACGGCCAACUACGCGGGGCUGACACCUGUCAUCUACACGGCGCACAGCAUCACGGGCGUGGCGGCAUCGACGGCUGUGGGCGAUGAGGGCAAAAAGUUCACGAUCACCCUCUCAAACGGCGACACGUGGCUGCUGUACUCCCUCAGCGCGUCCCUGACCCUGUCCAAUAGCGGCAAGGAGCUCAGAGCAUCGGGCCCCGUCACCGGCACGCUCCGCCUGGCGAAGAUCCCCAACAACAAGAACACGCAGUUCUGCUUCAACGAGAUCUACCGCAAGUCCAACACGAGCUACGUGACGUCACUGUACGACUCGCACAGGUGGCGCUACCCCAUUGGCGGGCAGCUCAACGUGACCGUCCUCGGCACGGGCCUCGCGGGCGCGUACAUUUACUUCAAGUGGAACGUGGCGGCCGAGGGCGCGGGCGCGACCAACAGUCAGACAUUCAAGUUCGCCAACGGUACGGUCGCCAAUGUGACCAUUCCCAUGCUGCACUUUGGCUUCCCGCACCACCAGGACACCAUCGUUAACGCCACGACCUCGAGUUUCCGCCUCACUAACCUCGCCAUGAUGAGCCCGACCAAGGGCAUGAUGCAAGCGUUCGAGGGCGAUCGGUGGAUCUUGCGCGAGGGGGACACGGGGACCAUUACGUGGACUCCGCCCAACGCCAUGCAAACCGACAAGUACGACGGCGUGGUGGCCGCUCUGAUCGACGAUUUGGCGCUCGACUUCUCGGCGACGACCGGCAAUCAGUCGUCCAACUACGAGCUCGGGCGGCAGCUCCAGAAAUACGCGAUGCUCUGCCAGGCCGCGGACGUGGUGGGCGUCAGCAACAAGGACUGCAUCACGAAGCUGACGUCAGCGAUGGCCAACUUCGUGAAGAACAAGCAGCUGACGCCUCUCAACUACGACGCCACCUGGGGGGGCCUCGUCUCGUCCAGCGACAUCAAGGGCAACACCGGUAACCUGACCGACAACGGCAACACGUACUACAACUACCACCACUACAACUACGGCCCGUUCAUUUACGCGGCCGCGGUUCUGCGCUAUUACUCCAGCACGUGGGGAACGACCAACGGCGCUUUCAUUGAGGAGCUCAUACGCGAUGUGGCCAACCCAUCGGCGCUCGACACGUAUUACCCGACGUUCCGCAGCUUUGACUGGUUCCACGGGCACAACUGGGGGAAGGGCCUCGUGGACACGUCAGCAAACGGGCGGGACGUGCUUUCGGUUGCGGAGGAGAUCAACUUCGCGCACGCGGUGCGGCUGUACGGGCUCGCCUCCAGCAAGCAGAACAUCCAGAACCUGGGCAUGGCGCUCUUCGCGGUCUCGCGGCGCACCGCGCGGCGCUACUUCCUUAUCAACAAGGCCCAGAACGCGUGCCCCUACAAGUACCGCGAUAACAAGGUGGCGGGGAUUGCCACCGAGGGACAGGUGACGUACGCCACGUAUGCGGACAACUCGACGGAGGCAAUCCACGGACAGCACAUGCGUCCGAUGAUCCUUCCCAUGGAGAUCGUACGGUUCCCGGACUUCGUGCUCGAGGAGUGGACGAUGCGCCUCCAGGACUACGCGCCCUUCGUCAACAACACGUGGACGAGCGCGCUCUACUCGAACCUGGCCAUCAUCAACGUGACCGCCGCCUGGAGCACGCUGGUUAACCUGCAACCCUACCAAAUGGACCCGACAACCACCAAAUCCUGGGUGCUUUUCUGGGCAGCGACCCGGCCGGAACCCAAGUUGGUUAACAAACCCAAUAUUUUCGGGCCCUGGGGGAACAGCACGUGCUACGAACCGGGCCCCAAGGCGAAGAUGAUCGACUUGUUGAUCGUGUUCGGGACGUGCGUCGUGGCCGGGGCGUGCCUCGUGUUCGCGUUCUGCGUGACGCAGAACCCCGGGCGGCGGUCGGGGUACACCAAGCUUUGA